CGUUAAAUUUCUGCCAUCCCGAGAUUAUCUCCACCUCAUAAUAAUUAUUAGUAACGUCGAGUCCUCUCCCGGAGCUCCCUCCUUCUCCAUCGUCCGAUCGAUGGACCUCAAGUCGAUGAUGGACGGCCCCGGCGGUCCCUGGACGGAGGAGCGCCACUCAUCCUUCCUCAACUGGAUGGAAGAGUCCUUCGUCCGCCGAAUGCUCGCCGGCGCGGACCUCCAAGCUUCUUGCUCCGCUCCCGGGAACUGCCGCCACCCCCCGCUCGACCGCUACCUCCCCGACAGCGCCACCGAGUCCACCCGCGACUUCCACGGCCCACGGCGGAGCUCCGGCACCGGCCGGCCAGGGCGAUCGCCGGCGUUGGUGGAGGAGGAGCCAGAAACUGGGCACUUGGCGGUCCGGAGGACAAGGAAGCGCCCUCGUCCGCGAUACGAUACAUCGCAGGAACAGGUGGUCCCACAGCUUGGAAGUGCAGUGGUAGAUGCUAGUAAUUCUAAGAAGAACCAAAGAGAAGGACAAGGAUGGUGUCCGGCAGUGUCUCCAACCAGCCCAACAGGGGGAAGAAAAAAGAGAGGCCGGCGUAACUUUUAUGAUGCCUCUAAGCUGUAGUUUUUUUCUAAUCGCUCAAACUAUGUAGUUUGGUUUUGGCAAAAGAAGAAAGAGGAGUUUCUAAUGCCAGUUCUGUUGGUAAGUUCCCUCAUCAUGUUAGAGGGAUUUAUGUUUGGUUUGGUAUAUCUGUAGUCAGUUGAUGAGUAGGUAUGCAUGAGUCUAGUGCAUUGCAAAGCUAGUACACAUGAAGUUGAAUUUGUCAUUCUACCAUUGUCUCAAGCAGCACAAGCAGGGAUCGGGCCAGAAGAGGACAUGUUUUGAUCAUAAUUAGCAGAUUCAAAUCAAGCCUCUCAAUCAGCAAAAAUUGGAAUGGUGUGGUCACCAAGGUUUGAAAAACCGAGGAUUGACCCUGUAUUGACCGAGGAUGGUUAUGAUAUAUACUGGUUUGGGGAUUGAACUGAUGAAGGGACUAGAUGAGUAAUUGGCUAGGCCCUAAAAAAUCUUGAUACAGCCUCUUUUUUGAACCUCCAAAGUCCGAAUUCUUGUUUUGGGUUCCA
Messenger RNA from Elaeis guineensis (African oil palm), 1107 nucleotides. RefSeq lists its product as uncharacterized. Lineage: Eukaryota; Viridiplantae; Streptophyta; Magnoliopsida; Arecales; Arecaceae. The record is from RefSeq and is a predicted model, not a curated record.